UCAAAGCCUCUGCUCUGCCAGCGCUAAGUGUCUGCUGAAAAACAAAGGCAGCGAGCCGCGGCUGGGAAAUGUCAUCAGUCAUGCCUAAUAGAGGAAAUAGCCUUCAAACAAUCAAUGGCGAUAUUCUUUGAGGGGUGAAAUAGGGGAACUGUUAUCAUUGCUUUUGCUGUUUGUGUGAACAAGACUCCAAAAUCAACAGCAAACGUCGGCUGUUGAGAAUCCACAGGUUCCCUCCUCUUCGCUUGUUUUCUUUUUUCUUCUUCUGUGUUUCUGGAUGGAUCUGGACUGAGUGACAGCAGCAGCAGGACUGUUGAGUAGCCGUCUAACAUCACGGACUUGUUUGUUGCAUCCAGUGGAGUGAACAAUGAAGUUAGUGCAUUCUAGAUAGAAGAUGAAUGGCGAGUCGGGGGGGGGUUAUUGGAAGAAUCGAAUUCAAGUGAGCGCGUAGAGAUUUCACACCCUCGUUUCUACAAUUCUUUUAUACCCCUUUCUCGUUUGAAAUCCUGCCUUUGAGCACACCGUUUGGUCUGGAUUUUCAGUCGUUAAAGAGGGAAGUUACCUGCGCGCUCAUCAGCCGAGGAGAGGCGCUGUCCGUGGUCCUUAAGUCAUCUCUUGAUAUCUUACUCCUGGCCUCGAGUGAAGACAACUUUACAGUUGGAGUUGACACUGUCCACCAAGAGCUCCAGAAAGAGCUUAAUAUGGUAACUCAAACCAGAGUUCAUCUGCAAACUUUGAUAGGCCUACUUUUGAUUUUUGUUGUCCACCUGAGCCGGCCAGUAUGUGUCGAUGUCCCGUCAGAGACUGACGCAGUCCUGGGGGAACCCAUGAAGUUGACCUGCAUCUCCUGUAUGAAGAGGGAUGAGAUCAAAGCAAAGACAUUUGUGGAUUGGUACUACAUGCCAAAAGAAGAAAAAGACAUACCACCUGUCAAAAUUCAUAUAUUCAAGUAUGAUGUUGACAAUCCAGUUGAAUCGGACGGACCAUUUAAGGGCCGUCUGACCUGGGAAGGGAGCAAGGACUUGCAAGAUGUCUCCAUUCAAAUUAAGAGUGCCAUCUAUAAUGACAGUGGCGUCUAUGAGUGCCACGUACUUCGCAAGUUUGAGUUUGACUUCUUCACUCCCUUGCUAUCCGUCACCAAGCACAUCAAGUUGAAGGUGCAAGCGAAAGCCACUGGAGAUGUCGCAGCGCUCUACUCAGAGAUCAUGAUGUAUGUGCUGCUGGUGUGCUUGACCUUCUGGCUGCUGGUAGAGAUGAUCUACUGCUACAGGAAGAUCUCCAAGUCUGAUGAGCAGGCACAGGACACUGCGACAAACUACCUAGCCAUUCCCUCUGAGCAGAAAGACAACCCAACCACUCCUGUUACCGAAUAAAAGUGGUUAUCAGUGACACGGUAUUAACCAAUCACGGUGGGACUUCAGUCAUCUGUCAUGUGACAGAAACAGGCAUAGUGUCCACAACCUCAUCUAUGUCACUAUGAAGGUAUCAUUACUCCUAGACAGCCAUGGGAAUCCUGCCAACAGACUUCCCCUGUGUAUUGACUGUGUUAUGUGAAGAGCCAGUCAAAAAUGUCCAAGUGCUCAAUGUUUCUCCUCCUUGUCCUCUCUCUUUUUUUUUUUUUACCUUCGUGCCAGGCAUCUGAAAUAAAAUGCUUUCACAAAUAGAGCAGGUUAAAUAACAAUGCACUUAUUAUCAGAUAAAUACCAGACAUGCGCUAUUUGGACCUGCCAGUGCGUCAAGUUAGUAGAUAUGUCUUAGUAGUUAGUAGUGCCUCUGUGAUUUAUAGCCUAUAAACAGAAAAGAUCCAAUGAAAGGUCUGACUGCUGUCAACGCUGUGGUAUUUACAUGUAUAACUUAUAUACUGACUCUGUAGUACACAUUUUUUUGUUUUAUUACAAUUUUAUAGACCGCUCUUAGAUUUUGGGUCACAGUUUUAUUUGUAUUGGCCAAUAUCUUUCUGAUGUCUUUUUAAGGAAAAUGGAUUGCUAAGCUUUUAUACUGUGUGGAUGUGCAUUUCUCCCUGUUUUGCUUUGAGCAUCAGUGAAACCACAAUGGAAAUGGAAAUGUAGAAAAACAGAUUAUAUUAAGUCAUUCUAUUUGAGUUGAUCUGAAUUCAUCUAAUUCAUUCCAAUACUCUCCUCUGUAUAGAUCAUGUAUUCUUAAGGUUUGACUGUUGCUGGCAUUGCUAUUGAGACUAAAUGUGUGUGAGCUGGUUUUGAACUAAUAAAUGUAAUGCAUUCUACA
Perca fluviatilis (European perch) is the source of this 2241-nucleotide messenger RNA. RefSeq names its product sodium channel, voltage-gated, type III, beta (gene scn3b). Gene Ontology annotation, cellular component: voltage-gated sodium channel complex. Gene Ontology annotation, molecular function: sodium channel regulator activity. Gene Ontology annotation, biological process: sodium ion transport; regulation of heart rate by cardiac conduction; ventricular cardiac muscle cell action potential. Lineage: Eukaryota; Metazoa; Chordata; Actinopteri; Perciformes; Percidae. The record is from RefSeq and is a predicted model, not a curated record. Bases 699 to 1370 code for a protein of 223 amino acids. The transcript has 6 exons.